This is a messenger RNA of Lutzomyia longipalpis, 4345 nucleotides long. Its product is annotated as filaggrin-2-like. Bases 300 to 4136 code for a protein of 1278 amino acids. NCBI's taxonomy places the organism in Eukaryota, Metazoa, Arthropoda, Insecta, Diptera, Psychodidae. The record is from RefSeq and is a predicted model, not a curated record. The transcript has 2 exons.
UGGCAGUCGAUAUAGCAUUCUGUUGUGGAAGAAGCACGAAAGAGCGUGCUCUCUGCAACCCAGAAAGUGCUUCUAUAUAUUCCAUAUUUUUCCACCAGUGAAUAUCAAAAGAAAAACUUCUCUUUGAGAUAAAAUUUAAUUAAAGUUGGGUGUGUGAAGUUUUCAAACAAUAUUUGUUUGAUUUUUUGUACUUGUUCAAAAACGAAUUUUUGUUUUCCGUUCAUUCUUUUGGUUUUUUGGCAAACAAGGAAAUAAGCACAAUCGUGAUAUAAGUGAAACUGAACAAUAAAACGUGAAAAAUGCUGAAGUACAUCAUUCUUAUUUUGAGUUUAGCAGAUGCAUUCUAUAUAUCUUCUGCACAGCGGCCCUUCUAUGCAUCUUCUUUUAAUCAACCAUUUGGCGGAUCUACAUCAUCUGCCAGCAGUGAUAGUAUCUCAAAAGGGGUAAAUUUUGGGAAUUUAUUGGGGAUCACAAAUACAGCAUCACAAGCACAGUCAAAAACAGAGUCUGGUGGUUCCCAAAGUGUCGCAUCCAGUGGCUCAUUAGCAAAUGACGUAAAUAUCGCUGGAUUGGGAAUUUCCAAUACCGUCUCGAAAAGUCAAUCGUCUUCAAGCACCGAUGGACAAACUAAUAAUUUUAUGCACGACCUCAACGUGGGUGGUGUGGGACUUGCAACGUCAGUCUCAGACCAGAAUAAAGGGUUUGGUGUGAAUACAUCUGGAGGAUUGGGUUUGCAACUUGAUGGUCUUAAUGUUGGUAUUGGAUCAAAGACGGAUGUUCAAAAGUCCGGUACACAGGCUAAUGCUGGAUCUUUUGCAACUGGUAGCAGUGGAAGUACAAGUGCUCAGAGUCAAUCGCAAACUAAGAAUGCAGAUUUUGGAAUUCUCGGCUUAACAUCCUCGAAAUCCCAUGCUCAGUCACAGGCAACUUCAUUUGAUGGAGAAACUGGAGCCUUUGCCGAUGCUGCUGGUAUAUCAUCCCAGACAGAAAAUCAAGAACUAGGGUCUCUUAAUACGAAACGAGGAGCGGGAUUGCUAAGUGAUCAUUCGGCACACAAAACCUACCAUUCACGUGAAAGUGAAGGCGAUCGGAAUGUUGUACACCACAAUAAAGGACCAGAAUUUAACCGUCACACUAAUGUAAAUUAUGCACCAAACCGGGAUCAACAUCAUCAUGGACACCCUCAUGAACCAUCAUCUCAUGAAUAUGAUUCAUCAUCUCAUGAAUAUGAACCAUCAUCUCAUGAACACGGACCAUCCUUUCAUAAACACGGAUCUUCAUAUCAUGGACAUGGACAUGGACCAUCUUCCCAUGAACACGGACCACCAUUCUAUGGGCACGGACCAUCAUCUCAUGAGCACGAACCAUCAUCUUAUGAAUAUGAACCAUCAUCUCAUGAGCACGAACCAUCAUCUCAUGAAUAUGAACCAUCAUCUCAUGAGCACGAACCAUCAUCUCAUGAAUAUGAACCAUCAUCUCAUAAACAUGGAUCAUUGUUUCAUAAACAAGAAUCUUCUUUUUAUGGACAUGGACAUGGACAUGGACAUGGACAUGGACAUGGACAUGGACUAUCUUCCCAUGAGCACGGACCACCAUUCCACGGACACGGACCAUCUCAUAAGCAUGGACCUUCAUUCCAUGAACACGGAUCUUAUGAACAUGGACCAUCAUCUAAUGAGCACGGACCACCAUUCCAUGGAUACGGACCAUCUCAUAAGUAUGGACCUUCAUUCCAUGAACACGGAUCUUAUGAACAUGGACCAUCAUCUUAUGAGCACGGACCACCCUUUCAUGGACACAGACCUUCAUACCAUGGACACGGACCAUCUCAUAAGCAUGGACCAUCAUUCCAUGAACAUGGACCUCAUGGAAGUUCAGAAGAAUCUGUCGAAUCCUAUGAAUCAAUUGAGUCUGGUGAAUCUCAUGAACAUUAUCCUGGAUCACAUCAUCAAAAUCAUCACCAUGAUCAUCAUCACCAUGAUCAUCAUCAUCCUGGCCCUCAUCCUGGUCCUCAUCCGGGACCUUAUCCUGGCCCUCAUCCUGGUCCUCAUCCGGGACCUUAUCCUGGCCCUCAUCCUGGAUCUCAUCAUCCUGGUGGUCAUCAACCUGGACAUCACUCCAACUCUCCAGGACAAGACUUCAAACCACCAAUUCCAUUUAAACCAGGAAAGCCUGGCGGACUUGGUGAUAAUGUACCAGAAAACCCAAAACCAAGUACUGGAUCCAUACCUCCCUUUAAGGGUAGUAGCCAAUUGCCAGGAAAUGUUCGGCCAACUGACCAAGAGUCGAGCAUUGGACCAAAUAUCGGCUCUCUGUUCCCUAACCAAGUUAAUAAUCAGCCUGGAGGAUCUGGAGGCAUUCCUCCAUUUACCCAAUCACCUAACAGCGUACCAAGUUUUCCCAGUCUACCUGAAAAUUUUCCACCAAAUACACGAACACCAAAUAUCGGGGAACUAUUCCCUAAUCAAGGCAAUACACAAGCGCCUAUAAAAAUUCCCUCUGCUACAACAAGCCCUACUAUUGAAUCACUUUUUCCGAACCUAGGUAGUCUAGAUGGAAAUACACCAACAAACAACCGAAGACCUGGAUCAAAUAUUGGAUCUCUGUUUCCUAACCAAGAUAAUAGCCAACCAAUUGAUCUCUUUCCAAACACCCAAAAGCCCAUAAAACCAAAUGAAGGUGGUAUUCUUGGAGGUAAUUCAGGUUCAGCAUCACCAUUUCCUACUCUGAGUGCAGAAAGUCCAGCAGCAUUUCCAACAUUGAGUCCAGGAGGUCCAGCAGGUCCAGCAGCAUUUCCCACAUUGAGUCCAGGAGGUUCAGCAGGUUCAGCAGCAUUUCCCACAUUGAGUCCAGGAGGUUCAGCAGGUCCAGCAGCAUUUCCUACAUUGAGUCCAGGUGGUUCGGCAGGCCCACCAGCAUUUCCUACAUUGAGUCCAGGUUCAAAUCUGAAUAUUACGCCUCUGCCUCCAACUGAAAGUAGCCAAACUUUUAAUCCAUUUGUUCCACAAGGUAGAACAGAAAAUAAGGAAAAUAAGGAAUAUAAUGGUGCAGGAGAGGGUUCUGGAUUUGAUGUCAGAGCAGAUUUUGAAAAGGGAUUUCGAAGAAAGCGUGGUGUAGAAGCUAGUGCUGAUAUUGGUGCAAGUCUUGGACUGGGCGGUCUAUUUGGAGGAAUUGGAGGUGCAUUGAAUAUAUUUGGAGGAUCAAAGGAAAAAACAAAAGAGCAUCGUCAUCACAAUCACCACCAUUCUGCACCCUAUACCGAAGUAGAUUCAGCCAAAGGAUCAUCAUUUUCUCAAGCUAGUAGCUCAGCUCAAGCAUCUUCGAGUGGUAGUGAGUUUUCCCAGGCACAGGCUAGUAGUUCAUCUCAUGGAAAUCAGCUUGGUUCAAGAAAUCAAUUUGGUGGUCCAAGUGUUAGCACUUCACAAUCUCAGUCUAGUUCAUCAUCUAAAGGAAAUCAAUUUGGAGCUACAAUUGAACAAUCGGGUGUAAUUUUAUCUCAAGGUCAGCCAGAUCAGAGAAAACCAUUAGGACCAGCACAGCGUCCUGGCUUCAGUAGUGGCACGAUUUUUCCAGAAAAUAGAGGAAAUCCUAAUCAACAAUUUGGAAAUGCAAACCUACAAUCAGGUUCUAGUAGCGGUGUAAUACUGUCUGAAGGACCUGUAAGCCCUGGUACGCAGUUCGGGCAACCAAAUCAAGGAAGUCAUUGUGGAAUUUGCGGAUCUCCUGGAAAUCAACUUGGAGGUUUUGGAUCAAGUAGCGGCGUAAUUCUCUCAGAAGAUGCCAGCAAGGGUACUCAAUCAGGACGUCCUCAGCUAAGCCCACAAGGAAAUCAAUUGUCCACUACUAGUAGUGGAAAUGAGUUGUUUAUUGACGAACAAGGGAACUUUCAAAUUGGACAGAUGUCCAAUCAAUUAAUCAAGAACACUGCAACUACUCCAAAUUCUGGUAUACCCCAAACAGUAGGAUCAAUUGGAGCUCCUAUUGGUCUGGCAGGGGGUACAUCCUCCAGUUCAUCCAUUGUUACUAGUCAAACAGGACCUGUUGGCGCGAUUGGUGGAACCUUCAAUCAAGAUGGAAGCACUACUUCUGCUAAAGGAUCCACUCAAACUUUUGGUGGACUUCCGAUCUUCAAUUAAUUAAAGAUUAAACUCAAUAAUUUUAGUUUCUGCAACAAUUACUUAACAACUAUAGAAUUUUAAGGGUAUUUUUCAAAAAUAUUCGUUGAAAAAUAAGACUAAUUUUCUAACGGAGUUUUUCUUCAACAUAAUGACUCAUAAAUAACGACUUUAUUUGUACUCCUAAAAUAAUGAUAAUAAAAAUGCUUAUUUGAAAAUGAAAUUAAAAA